AUGGGGGGAUCAACCUCCAGCUCGGGGAAAGGAGACCAACCAGAGCCUGAUUUUACCUCAAAGAAAACUCCAAAGAGUGUGCCGAUAUCCAAACAGCUUUCCUCCAUUAAAGCACUGGCCAGAGGCUCUGCCCUGGAGAAGGCUGUAGCCACAGCACUGCUGGUCUUUUAUAACUCUGCGGGACCAGAUGGCAAAGUCAGUAAAGGAGAUGCAAGAGAACUCUUACUGACACAGUUUCAAACUUUCAUGCAGGGACAAGAGUCAAAGCCCAAAUACAGAGAGACGAUGGCAGACCUGAUGGAAAACCAGGACAAAAGAAUAGCAAUGGAAGACUUCAUGCUUUUCCUUCUUGGCCUAACAGUCUCUUCAGACCUCCUGACAGAAAUACAGGGAGCAAGAAUGCAAUAA
This is a messenger RNA of Conger conger (European conger), 408 nucleotides long. Its product is annotated as sentan-like. The transcript is spliced from 4 exons. Gene Ontology annotation, molecular function: transition metal ion binding. Bases 1 to 408 code for a protein of 135 amino acids. Lineage: Eukaryota; Metazoa; Chordata; Actinopteri; Anguilliformes; Congridae. The record is from RefSeq and is a predicted model, not a curated record.